AUGUCUGCAAAUGAAUUACCUUCUUCAGCUCAAGCCUUCCAAGAACAAUUUCUUGACAGUUUUGUCUCAAGAAAGCUGCUUCUCCACAACCCAUUCGAUCACAACACUCAACGAGCCCUUGCGAUUGCACCAUCUCCUCUCAAAUCCCAUCAGAACAACAUCAACGGGAACGUCCUGAUGCUUCUCUCAGUCAUCAUCUGUGGAGUCAUCUGCUGCCUCGGAUUACAUUACAUGAUUCGUUGUGCAUUCACACGCUCUUCAAGAUUCAUGAUCUCCGAGCCUAUCCCUAGUCUUCCAAAAAGCUCAUCAAACAAAGGAAUCAAGAAGAAAGCUCUUAGGAUGUUCCCGGUUGUGAGUUACUCACCUGAGAUGAACUUUCCGGGGAUUGGAGAAGAGUGUGUCAUCUGUUUGUCAGAUUUUGUUUCCGGUGAACAAAUCAGGCUGCUCCCUAAGUGCAACCAUGGUUUCCAUGUUUGUUGCAUUGACAAAUGGCUUCAACAACAUUUGACUUGUCCAAAAUGCAGACUCUGUUUGGUUGAGACAUCCCAGAAGAUCUUAGGUGACUUCAGUCAAGAUGAUGAAGUGACGGCAACAGCAACAUCAGGACCAACAGAAAGUGUAAUUGUCAUGAUUGCUCCUCUAGAACCUGAAGGAAGAGUAAACACUUUUAGAGAAAGCAGCUAG
This is a messenger RNA of Microthlaspi erraticum, 684 nucleotides long. Lineage: Eukaryota; Viridiplantae; Streptophyta; Magnoliopsida; Brassicales; Brassicaceae. The record is from the annotation of a GenBank genome assembly.